UGACCACGUGCUGCUAGUGUGACAUCGCGGCGAGUUCGGAAGAAGAAGACGCGAUCCGGUCGCGUCUGAGGCAACGGCCCGAAAACGGCGUCUCCAGCAAUGACCCAGCACAGCGACGCAUCCAGCGACCACUCCGAGGUCUCCGUUACGCCACCGCCGCCACCCGUCUCCAAGAUGUUGGAGUUCGCAUCUCAACAGAACCUUUCCUUUCUCAAUCUCGAGCAUCGCAAUAUGCUCGCGGCGCCGCUGGCCGCUCUCCACUCUAUGACGGAGAUGAAACAACAGCCUCAUCAGAAUCACCAGCCGCACCAGCCUCACCAACCUCAUCAACCCUCCAAUCAUAACCAAUCCUCCGACCAGGUCGAGAAAUCCGAAACCGACCUUCUCCUCGAGCACACGCGUUCGGGUUUAUCCUCGAGGAGUCCCCUCGGGGCGACAUCCAACAGCAACAGCUCCCAAGGAGCCAAUCCCCACGGCAUUGACCACAUCCUUUCGAGGCCCUCGCAGAUCACCACAGGUCCGCUGCACUUUCCCCACGGGCUCGGUUUCUCCCAAAACGCGUUGGGAAUGGCCGCGAACGCUUCGCAGAGUACCUCCAACUCAGGUCUACGCGGUUUCAACAUCGCCGCGGCCGCUUUCUUUCAUCACCACGUCGCCAAUUCCGUUAACAAACCUCCCAUGGAACUUGGCAGAACGACCGGAGGAUUGUAUUGGCCCGGCUUUCAAGGUGUCGUUUCCAACCCCAUCGCGUGGAGAGAUAGACUUAAUUCCAUGAACCAAAACUCGCUGGGCGGCAUUGGACCCGAUAAGGACGCCAAGAAAAAGCAUACGAGGCCGACGUUCUCCGGACAACAGAUAUUCGCAUUAGAGAAGACAUUCGAACAGACUAAAUACUUGGCUGGACCAGAAAGAGCUAAGUUAGCUUAUGCACUUGGAAUGACUGAAUCACAAGUUAAGGUGUGGUUUCAAAACAGACGUACAAAAUGGCGGAAAAAGCACGCUGCGGAAAUGGCGACGGCGAAGAGGAAACAGGAAGUGUUGGAUAAUCAAACCGACGAUAAUAGCGACGUCAUCUCGGACGCGGAAGAAGAUCACAUGGCGAAGAGACAGAACUUACAGUGACCGAUUGCUGAUGAUGUAAAUACUUUCUAAAAGAGACGUUGUUUGUACAUAAGGAAAACCGGAAACUAGUGUUUUGUGAAUGUUCGGUCGAACAAUUUCCACGUCGACGCCUUGUAUAAAAGUGUUAAUAUAUAUAAUAUAAUCUACACGUGAAAUAUAUGUAUACGUAUAUACAUUGCUAGUUAGUGUUAAUUUAUCACUCGUAACGUUUAAAUUUCGAGGUAAUGAACACUUGAGAACCGUAGUUCAGUAUUAUGUAUUAAUAUGCGACGUUAUCACCUUAUAUUUGAUCGAAAACGAAACGAUGAACGUACAAUUCAACUUGUAAUUGUUGCUUCUUUUGUUCCGUUAAAAGGUCGAGAAAUCAGGGACACGUCUUGUACAUAAAAGUCUAAGAAUAGAGUGUCAACUUAAAAAGCGCGGUCAUUUUUGCCGAGUUUAUUUUGCAGGUCAUAGUUAAGAACCGCCUCGUUUUAAGGACCUUAAACCGAUUGUGCAAUCUAUUUAUUAUAUAGUCGCAGGAGCAAGCUAAAUUAUGUACUAUAUUAAACAAAAGCCAUUGUAUUUGUAAUA
This is a messenger RNA of Onthophagus taurus, 1695 nucleotides long. RefSeq names its product HGTX homeodomain transcription factor (gene HGTX). Gene Ontology annotation, cellular component: nucleus. The record is from RefSeq and is a predicted model, not a curated record. Gene Ontology annotation, biological process: cell differentiation; regulation of transcription by RNA polymerase II. Lineage: Eukaryota; Metazoa; Arthropoda; Insecta; Coleoptera; Scarabaeidae. Gene Ontology annotation, molecular function: DNA-binding transcription factor activity, RNA polymerase II-specific; RNA polymerase II cis-regulatory region sequence-specific DNA binding.